CUGUCUGAAGAACAUAAAAACCGGGAGAUCCUUUGUGGUGUUGAAAAGUCAAAGAUUUGCUCUCCUUGAAAUUGACGGUGAAGAAUCAACAGCGAAAGGCCUCCCUCCGUUUCCCGAGACAAGAGCUGCCAAUGCCAAUUCCAUUCCCUGUUUUAGUAAGCAAUGCCCCCUAUUAGUAUAAUCCUCAAUAUCCUAUCUUAUCUCCAUUUUCAUCUUCUUCUCUCAUAUUUCUCAAACUCUGCAGCAGCAGCUUUCGCUUAUUGGGAAUUCAAUUCGCAUAUUUUCUUUGAAUCAAAUUUCCAAUUUAAUGGCCGCUGUGGCUGCUUGUAAACGCUUGAGUAAAAUCGGAACCAAUUCGUGGAUGACAAGCGGAGUUAGCAGAUUUAAGGGAGUGGUUUCCCCUCUCGAUACGUCAACGUUUCUUCCCUCGGCAAUUCGAUUGUCAGCUUCUCCUUCUCCAUUCUCACAAUGCAGACAUGUUUCUCAGCAGCUCGUGAAGUCAAAUGGAAAAAGAUUGUUUCUCAUAGACACAUUAGCUUUGGUUAGGAGAUUCGAGGCGGAAGGUCUGCCUUCGAAGCAAGCUGAGGCCAUAACAGUUGCCAUAACUGAAGUUUUGAAUGGCAGCUUGGAAAAUCUGUCUCUUUCGGUUGUUUCCAGGGCUGACAUGCAGAAAAGUCAAAUGACUCAAGAAUCCAAUCUUUCGAAGCUGAAAUCAGAAGUUCAAAGUUCUCAGGAGCACCAUUAUUCAUUGCUGCAACACGAGAAUGAGAAGCUUCGGCAUGAUAUAGAGAAGAUGCGCAGUGAACUAAGACAUGAAAUUGACAAAGUCAUCGCGGAGCAUCGACUGGAUUUGAAUCUUGAAAGAGGGCGAAUUAGGGAUGAGCUCACAGAUCAGAGUGCUGUAACAUCUAACCUCACUAACACACUUGACCGGGAAAUUCAUACAUUAAAGGCUCAUCUGGAAGGUGCAAAAUACGACUUGAUAAAAUACUGCAUAGGUACACUCGUUUCUAUAUCCGCAGUCGGUCUUGCCAUGGUUCGUAUACUGGUGUAAUCAUUCAGUGACAGAGUAACCCCAAAAGAGGGAAGAGGCAGAUGCUCUUUUUCUCUUUUCUUUUCUUGUAAAUGGAAAAUAGCUCAGUUUUGGUGAAGCUAUUCUUCAUUUGUGCCACUUAGGAUUUUAGUUCGGUUGAAUGGAAUGGUUGAGGGUCGAGGUAGAGACAUCGAGUUCGAGCCUUAUAGCUCUCCUUUUGUAAAA
Molecule: messenger RNA, 1258 nt
Organism: Hibiscus syriacus
Lineage: Eukaryota; Viridiplantae; Streptophyta; Magnoliopsida; Malvales; Malvaceae
Product: coiled-coil domain-containing protein 90B, mitochondrial-like
Exons: 8
Coding region: 308-1054 (248 amino acids)
Cellular component (GO): mitochondrion
Source: RefSeq, a predicted model, not a curated record